Helobdella robusta is the source of this 468-nucleotide messenger RNA. RefSeq lists its product as hypothetical. Bases 1 to 468 code for a protein of 155 amino acids. The record is from RefSeq and is a predicted model, not a curated record. The transcript is spliced from 5 exons. Lineage: Eukaryota; Metazoa; Annelida; Clitellata; Rhynchobdellida; Glossiphoniidae.
AUGUUUGGAGUUCCUUGUAUUUUCCUUGCAAGUUUGUUUCUGCUUGACUUUUCUGACGCUUUCAGGAAAGCACCAGAGUGCAAUGUAAGAGGCUGUAGGGAAUGUCCGGAUGGCCCUGAUACGUGUGCGAAAUGUCAAGCCCUGCACAAGCUGACCACGGACAGACGACGAUGCAUCUAUCAAUGCAACUCACACUUGUGCAGAGUAUGUCCGAGCGGUAUAUGUGCAGAAUGUUAUCAUGGGUACUACCUGGCCGAUGAUGAAACUUGCCACCAUGCAUGUCUUUCCAACGUGCCGAACUGUGGGUACUGCGAUGAUGGAUACGUGUGCUCCUCAUGCAGACCCGGCUAUGAACUGCGGAAUAACUCUUGCCUUAAGGAUAGUGAUGGCUGCGGGAAACUUCAAUCUUGGAAGGCCUUCUACACGUUCAUCUUUGUUAAAUUUAUCCAGUUUUUCGUUUUGAUAUGA